AUGACAAACAGGCUAGAAGGCAAGGUUGCUGUAAUAACUGGUGGCGCCAGUGGCAUAGGGGAAACCUCGGCCAGGCUUUUCGUCAAACAUGGCGCUAAGGUUGUAAUUGCUGAUCUCCAAGAUAAACUAGGCCAGGCGGUGUGCGAAAGCAUAGGAUCUCCAGAAGUCAUUUCCUAUGUCCACUGCGACGUAACUAAUGACACCGAUGUACAAAAUGCAGUGGACACGGCUGUUUCCAAGUACGGUAAACUAGACAUAAUGUUUGGGAAUGCUGGUAUCCCCGGCAAGGGCGACACCUCAAUUUUGGCCACCGACUAUGAAGACUACAAGAAGGUUUUCGACGUUAAUGUUUUUGGCAUGUUUCUAUGCGCCAAACACGCUGCAAGGGUAAUGAUUCCAGCCAAGAAAGGGAGCAUUAUCUUUACUUCUAGUGUCGCCUCUGUGGUUUAUUGGGAUAUUCCUCAUGCUUAUGCUACAUCCAAAACUGCAGUAGUAGGGUUUACAAAGAAUUUGUGUGUUGAAUUGGGAAAGCAUGGAAUUAGAGUCAAUUGCAUUUCUCCCUUUGCUAUUGCUACACCAAUGAUGAUGACUGGGUUCAAAGACACAGGAAAGGAGAAGGUGGAGGAAUUGGUACAUGAAAUAGCAAAUUUGAAAGAGACAAUCCCAGAGACAAAUGACAUAGCUGAGGCUGCACUGUUCCUGGCCAGUGAUGGAUCCAAGUAUGUAAGUGGGCAGAAUCUAGUCAUUGAUGGGGGUUACAGCGUUACAAAUGUUGCUCUCAGAGAAGGCCUAAAGAAAAUGUUUUCUUGA
Messenger RNA from Fraxinus pennsylvanica, 810 nucleotides. Lineage: Eukaryota; Viridiplantae; Streptophyta; Magnoliopsida; Lamiales; Oleaceae. The record is from the annotation of a GenBank genome assembly.